AAUUGAGGGAUAACUCAGAAGUUCACUCUCUAUAUAACCAACACGACACUCCCAUUUCUAGGGUUAGGGUAUUCAUCUGCGGCUGCUGCACACACUCCAUCUUCUCCGAUUUCCUCCAACGCUUGUCUACGUCGAACUAAGCUUCCACAGUCAUGGGGAAGACUAGAGGAAUGGGAGCUGCCCGCAAGCUGAUGUCUCACCGUAGGCGGCAACGGUGGGCAGACAAGUCAUACAAAAAAUCUCAUCUUGGAAAUGAAUGGAAGAAGCCUUUUGCUGGUUCAUCCCAUGCCAAGGGCAUUGUUCUUGAAAAGAUAGGUAUUGAGGCUAAGCAGCCUAACUCUGCCAUUCGAAAAUGUGCUAGAGUUCAACUCAUCAAAAAUGGGAAGAAGAUUGCUGCAUUUGUUCCAAAUGAUGGUUGCUUAAAUUACAUUGAAGAGAAUGAUGAAGUAUUGAUUGCUGGAUUUGGACGUAAAGGUCAUGCCGUCGGUGAUAUUCCUGGUGUCAGGUUCAAGGUUGUGAAGGUUUCUGGUGUCUCCCUCCUAGCUCUUUUCAAGGAAAAGAAGGAGAAGCCUAGGUCUUAAAUUUUUGGAAUGGCGCUUUUCUUAACAGUUUCUCUUAAGAGUUACGUGAACUUUGCUUCAUGAGAUUGAAUGUCUUAAGUCGGAUGGAAUUUUGUAUGCGUAAUAGUAAAAUAGUAAUUUCUCUUUAACAUCAUAUGAUUCAUAGAUACAUUAUCAUCGUUCUCCUUGUGUUA
Messenger RNA from Lotus japonicus, 754 nucleotides. Its product is annotated as 40S ribosomal protein S23-like. Gene Ontology annotation, molecular function: structural constituent of ribosome. Gene Ontology annotation, biological process: translation. Bases 153 to 581 code for a protein of 142 amino acids. NCBI's taxonomy places the organism in Eukaryota, Viridiplantae, Streptophyta, Magnoliopsida, Fabales, Fabaceae. The transcript is spliced from 4 exons. Gene Ontology annotation, cellular component: ribosome; cytosolic small ribosomal subunit. The record is from RefSeq and is a predicted model, not a curated record.